GAUGCUCCCAGAGCCUGCUUCCUGCACUCAGGGCUAUCCUUAAAUGAUCUCAUGGAAUCAAUAGUCAAGGCAUUUGUAUUCUGGCUAGUAUUUGACCUUCCUGCCCAAGCCACUUUAGUAAAUUGAGCCCAUAUUUUAAAGCUGGUUUAGCUGUGGUGUUUCUCUUUGAUUUGAUUGUUGUGUUUACCUGGAAUCGUUUGGGAAGAGAAAGAAACUGUCUUGGCACUUUUUUGUUUUGUUACAUGUUUUUACCACAUGUACUCUGUUGCUGAACUAUGAUUAACAGAAUAUAUACAGGGAGCUCUGGUGUGGACUGGUCCAUGAGGUCAUGAAGAGUCGGAGACGACUGAGUGAAUGAACACACACACAUACCGAAUCUUAACUUAUACUGUUAAUUGCCUAACCUUACAAUCAUCAGUUUAUUUUCUCACAAUUUCAGAACAUGGGUGCAAUAGGUUGAAACGUGUUUAAAAAGAGACUGCUUGGGAUGCUUCAGUUGGGGAUUGUGCAUAGAACAGAAUCCAAGACCUAUGAGGCCUCUUCCAACUCUGAGUGGCUUGAGUGUUGGACAAAGGACUUCAUCAGAUUGAGUACUUUUCAAUGACAUGCUCCAGCAGGCUGUUAGAAAUUAUGGGAGUUGAAGUCCAAACCACCUGGAGGACCUAAAUUUGCCAAUCAUAGAAUUGUAGAGUUGGAAGAGACCUCAUGGGGCAUCCAGUCCAACCCCCUACAAGAAGCAGGAAAAAAUCUCAUUCAAAGCAUCCCCAGUGUACAUGUCUGAUCUACACUGUAAUAUUAAUUCAGUUUGGUGCCCCGUUUGACUUGGUAUGAUAUCCUGGAAGUUGUAGUUUGGCAAGGUCCUGGGCCUUUUCAACCAAAGAGGGCUGGCUCUUAAGAUUCCAUAGCCCUGCAAGUUCAAGGAGUGUCAAAUUUCAUUCAUUCUCCCUUGGCCAGAGUGGCUGGACCUUCCUUGGAGGAGGGAGAGAGGAAAGGAAAGGAAUGGAGUGUUGUUUGGGCUGAGCCCGGGGCGGCCCCUCCUCCCUCCCAUUGGGAGGAGAGUAAAGGGGGCUGGCCACAACUGGCAGCUGGCGAGCAAAGCGGGGUGAAGGAGGGAGAUGGAGGCUUGCACUGGUUCCUCCUCGGCCAGGACCGAGGAGAGGUGUCCCCUUCAAUCCCGGCGGCUGUGGAGGCUCAGCAACGUGGUCAUGGCCCUUUUCUUCGCUCUGGCCGGGGCAGUACAGGUCAAUGACCCUGAUCCAGAAAUCUGGAUAGUUGCCUAUUCUGUACCUGCAGCUCUGACACUGGUCGUUGGCCUUAAUCCACCAAUUGCAGAUAACGUUGUGUGGAGGACUCUUUCAGACCUACAUACAGCAGCCUGCGUUGCGGGUUCUGCCAUCUUGGGGUGGUCUUUGCUUGCUAAUGCUCAAAAGAACAUUUUGCAUGAGGAAGAAGGCAGGGAAUUAAUGGGUCUGAUGAUUAUUACAGUCUGGAUGAGCCUUUGCCGUAGCUCAGCCAAGAAGUCUCUGGGUGGGAUCCGUUUGGCCAUUGCAAUUUCUCUCUCCCUUUUCCCUUUUGCAAUGUGGCUUUACACUUACGUGAAUGCAGAAAUGCGAGCAUCUUGGCCAUCUCACUGCAAAACAGCUAUUUGACAUUGUGGAUGAGAGCCAUUAUCAAUUUCUCUAGAGUUUCUUCCUCGGUGAUCCCAAAUCAGUAGGAACCACCACUGUGACCAGUUAAUGAUAUCAGAGUCCAGAAAUUUGGGGACAGAAAAAUUCCAGGAAAUAAAAUUACUGUGUUAAAAUGAUACGAAUCAGGGUCGUGUUACCCACAUCCCCUUGAUAAUGUGCGAGGGGCUGGACUGAGUGAAAACUGGAGUGCUGAGGGAAUACCAUACGGCCAGAGCUGGCUUGAAUCUCCUGAUAAAGCCAAUCAACCUAAGCAUGGACAAAAGCCUUAAAGGAACAGUCACAACUAUCACAACCACCUUGUUUACAGAAUGUAUAUAAAACUACUGGUAAUUUGUAAA
Molecule: messenger RNA, 2026 nt
Organism: Anolis carolinensis (green anole)
Lineage: Eukaryota; Metazoa; Chordata; Lepidosauria; Squamata; Anolidae
Gene: tmem220
Product: transmembrane protein 220
Exons: 6
Coding region: 1116-1649 (177 amino acids)
Source: RefSeq, a predicted model, not a curated record